Molecule: messenger RNA, 1818 nt
Organism: Zerene cesonia (dogface butterfly)
Lineage: Eukaryota; Metazoa; Arthropoda; Insecta; Lepidoptera; Pieridae
Gene: Hakai
Product: E3 ubiquitin-protein ligase Hakai
Exons: 8
Coding region: 232-1359 (375 amino acids)
Biological process (GO): regulation of cell adhesion; protein ubiquitination
Molecular function (GO): ubiquitin protein ligase activity
Source: RefSeq, a predicted model, not a curated record
UGUGUCAUUUCUAUCCUUCGUAGCGUCCUAAACUGUCAAUUUUUUAAGUCUUAAAAAUACAAUUCUUCUUUUCUUUAUUAAGUAGGUAACUUGAUUCUACUUGAAUCUUUAAACUGUAUCGUCCCCAACUUUUAAUAGUGAGCAACCUUUGGAAAAUACCUCAUUAAACAGAAGCAUCUCCAAUUGAGGUUAUUGUUUGAUAUUGUCAACAUCGCUAGUUCAUUAAUAUAAAUGAAUAGUGAAAAGAGAAAUGCCCGUGGAAGAGGUCGGGGUCGUGGCCGUGGCCGAGGGCGAGGUCGUGGCCGUGGUCGAGGCAAAAAAGUGCCCAAAGUGAUGUCGUCUGACGAAGAAGAAUGUUCCAUGGAAGAAACUGCACAGGAACAAGAAGAACCAGCUCCAGAGGAAGUUAAAGAAGAAAACGAACAGAAUGUUCCGCCGAAACUGGAGGUUCCCUCUGACAUAUCACAAUUAGAAGCACCAGUUUUCACAACAAUUCAGCGUGGUCCUCCAGAGCCCAUGUUGCGGCUAGAGUGGGACCACCGAGCCAAUCUGAUUGGAGAGAAAGUCCUCAAUCCCAUGAUAUACUGCUGCGAUACUUGUUCCAAACCCAUACUCAUAUAUGGAAGAAUGAUACCAUGUAAACAUGUGUUUUGUUUGACAUGUGCUAGAGCAGACCACACUCAUUGCCCAAGGUGUAGAGAAAAGGUAUUAAGAGUGGAACAAACAGGUCUUGGGACUGUGUUUAUGUGCACACAUUCAGGAUCGAGGUACGGCAAUACUGGCUGUAGGAGGACCUAUUUAUCUCAGAGAGAUUUGCAAGCACACAUAAAUCACAGGCAUGUGUCUACAGGUGGAGAUGCCAAACCCGAGCCUGAGCAGACAUCUGUUAAUCUGGUUAAACCAUUAUCGGUUCCAAGUAAAGCUGGAGACCCCAGAUCUCAUAAUGCUGGUAUUGGAUCCCAUGCACACCAGCAUUCAGAGAGGCCAAGGGCAUCCAGGGCCAAUCUCAUAGCGGUGCCAAUACAUGAUCAUGAACCACACAAUUACUACAAUUAUUAUCAGCAGAGCCCGCAGCCGGUGCCGCCGCCCGCGGUGCCGGUGGCGGUGUCGAGCGUGUCGGUGCUGCACAGUAUGGCGGUGCCGCCGCCAUACUACGCCGCGCCUGGCUACUCCGCGCCGCCCAACACUUAUGUGGGACCCGGUACGACAAUGACAACAAACGUAGCGGGCGUAUCGCCAAUGCCGACUCCAGUACCGAUGCCUCCAGUUGCCAACAUGCCGGAUAAUUCCAGAUGGCCAGACACUUACCAACAAGCAACAUCUGUACCUCAGUGGCCGCAGAACCACUACUACAGGUAGCAUACGGAAGACAUGGAUGAAUACUACUUUGAUGAGAAUUAUGGCUAGAAAUAAUUGUGGAAAAAUAACAUUGGGAAUUACGAAACUGGACUCUUCGAAGCAGUUGUAUUCUGUGAGACGAUUGACUCAUUGCAGUUUGUUAACUUUUAGUGUACUGUGCAUUGGAUAUUGUGGUGGAACUAAGGAAUACUGUACUAUAAAAGUAGUAGUAUACUAUAGAAGUGGCUUGAAGCGACUGUACACAGAAUAAUUACUUGAUAACUGUUAAAAUAUGGUUACUUUCAAACUGCUACUCAAGCGUAUUUUUAUUUUUCGCUGUUCUGCGCGAAAAACAAGUCGGAAACAUAAUUUCUAAAAUUAGCAAUAAGAAUGUUAUAUUAUACUAAGGUUUAUCGAGAAAAGCAUCACUAUUGAUGCUUUUAUUAAAAUGUGUAUAAAUAAAACAUAUAUUAAAAUCAA